Molecule: messenger RNA, 780 nt
Organism: Acaulospora colombiana
Lineage: Eukaryota; Fungi; Glomeromycota; Glomeromycetes; Diversisporales; Acaulosporaceae
Source: the annotation of a GenBank genome assembly
AUGUUUGCAGCAAAUGAUUCUGAAACCGAGAUUUACUAUGCCUCAGAAAUGCUACCUGAUCUCGACAGCGAGUUAGAGGAAAACAACAUGCAGGAAGAUUUAGAGGCGAAUAGUGAUGCCGAAGAUCUAUCCAUUGGUCGUCAUUAUGCCGACUUUAAUACUACAAGUAUGGAUUUGGACAGAGAGUAUACUUCCGAAGACGAAGAACGACGUCCCCGUGUUUCAUCGACAUACGGGAUCUUUCAACGUCUCGGAGUUCCAUACACUUCUCGCCAUCACCGUAGAUCGUCGUCACAGCGCAUCCGUAGCUUUUCUCCGUUAAGGUCGCGGGUGUCCUUGCGAAGGUCAAAUGCCAUCACAGCUUCUUAUCUCUCACAACGUGUAAAAUAUAACAGCGAACUGGGUUCGAAAACCAUAGAUGAAGUUGGCUCAAAGGAAUUAGGACAAUUUCAUUUACCCGAGUCUAGUUUUUUGCGUGCUGGAAUGUCCUUUUCGGGAACGCAAAAUUUGAUGAACACACAACCAACACAGGGCAAUGAGGAAUGGGAAGUCAAAGUGACCUUUCAUUACGUGAAUUAUAAAACUGGUACGGUCAUUGGGUUAAUGGAAGCUUUGAAUGUGCCAUCUAGUUCGAAUACAGUAGUUACAUAUUGGGAGGGUGAAAUGAUCGAUUUUGUUAACCAUUCACUUUGGACGGAUAAAUGGAAUUCCACUCUAAAAAUCGAUCUUGAACAUUGGAAAAAGUUUGAUGCUUUUCGUCACAUGGAUGUUCGAAGGUAA